Messenger RNA from Pseudocercospora fijiensis CIRAD86, 702 nucleotides. RefSeq lists its product as uncharacterized. Gene Ontology annotation, cellular component: peroxisomal membrane. NCBI's taxonomy places the organism in Eukaryota, Fungi, Ascomycota, Dothideomycetes, Mycosphaerellales, Mycosphaerellaceae. The transcript is spliced from 3 exons. The record is from RefSeq and is a predicted model, not a curated record. Bases 1 to 702 code for a protein of 233 amino acids.
AUGUCCACAAUCCAGUCCUUACAGGACUCGCUGGAGAAGAUUAUCCUCGAUCCACGCUUCAAAGACCCUCUGACUCUCGUCAAAGCCGUCCGCAAUGGCGCAGUCUACGGCACGAAAGUCCGCUUUCCUCACGCCCUGGUAAUGAUCUUCCUAUUCAGAUCGGGCACAGUACGCGAGAAGCUUGCACACAUAUUCAAAGCCACACGGCAACACGCCUCAAACCUCGCUCGUUUCGCUCUGCUCUACAAGUCCGGCAUGCUCCUCCUCCGAAAGCUCAACAAUGGCAAAGCAGCCUCCAUUCAUCCCUUCCUCUCCGGCUUACAUGGCGGAUACUGGGUAUUUGGUCAUGGCAGAGGAGCGAGGAGCAGCGUAAACCAACAAAUCGUCAUCUACGUCUUCGCAAGAGUGAUGCUUGCUCUCGCAAAAUUGGCCGUCCAGCCUAGAGGAGACAAUGCGCUCAUCGGCUCGCAUUACGGCGGACACGGCGGAGCUGGGGUCUUGGGCCUCACGCCUGAACAAAACAAGACGGUGCAGAAAUACAGCUGGCCUGUCUUCGCGUCGCUGUCUUGGGCAGGCGUGAUGUGGUUGUUCGAGGGAUACCCGGAUACGCUGCAGCCCAGUUUGAGGAGCAGCAUGACAUACAUAUAUGCGAACGCGGAAAAGUGGGACAGCACGAAGAACUUCCUUUGGCACAAUCAAUGA